AUGCUUGAAUACUUCACUUAUAAGAAAGUCAAGAAACACCAAGCUGAUAAAAAAGAACGAGCUUCCAAUUCCAACACUCCUCUUGCUUCUCCAAAUCUAGGUUCUCUAACUUCUUCUUCACGUCCGCGUCCUUUAAUCACGGUCAAAACUCCAUCUGCUGAGUUGAGAAGAGGAGGAGCAAGUCCCAUUCUUAAUGAGGAAGAUGAGUACUUCUUGCAUAGAUUUAUAAGUGCGGAGGGAAUUCCACCUCCCCUCCCGCAGAGAAAACCUGUGUUACCGCUUAGACCUAGUGAGAGGGGUAUUGAGGGAUUGGGAAUGGAAAUGGGGGGUGAGGCGGGGGAGUGGAAGGAUAAUGAGCUGCAGAUGAUUCUGAGGGAGGAUGGAGAUGGAAAUGGAAAUGGAGAGAUGGCUGGAAAGGAGAAUGAGCGUAAGGCGCAAGGGAAGGGAAAGGGAAAGGGAAAGGGAAAGGGAAAAGGAAAAGGAAAAGGAAAAGGAAAAGGAAAGAUGGGUGAUGAUGGGGAGAAAGACAAGGAAACCAAAGACAAAAAUACCGGUCUCCAACCCGACCCCAACAUCUCCGACACCGAAGCUCAACGCGAACAAGACGAUCUCACACGAGUCCUCGACGACCUCUCCCUAACCGCCUCCAACAACCGCGCCUUUUCUCUCUCCCCCGACUCCACCGUCCUCGUCCAAAAAUUCACCCUCAUCCUCAAAGAUCUCAUAAACGGCGUACCCACCGCCUACGAUGACCUCGUCCACUUACUCGAAGAUUCCCAAGGAACGCUCUCCAAAUCCUACGAUUCUCUCCCCUCCUUCCUCCAAAAACUCGUUACCCAACUCCCUUCCAAAAUGACCAGCACUCUCGCUCCCGAACUCUUGGCUGUCGCUACCGAAGCCCAGGCACUCGGUGUUGCUAAUGCGGCGAGUGCGGCGCAAACGGGCGGCAUGGGCGCUGCGGCGAAAGCCCUGUUGACACCUUCGUCGCUCAAGGAUCUCGUUACGAAACCUGGGGCUGUGGUGGGUAUGUUGAAGGCGAUUGUGAAUGCGUUGAAAUUGAGAUGGCCGGCUUUUAUGGGCACGAAUGUUCUGUUGAGUUUGGCGCUGUUUGUGCUGUUGUUUGUUUUUUGGUAUUGUUAUAAGAGGGGGAAGGAGGUGAGGUUGGCGAGGGAUGGGAGGGUGCUGGGAGAGGGGGAGAGGGAUGGACUCACGCCUGGUGAGAGGGGAAGUAGAGGGUCGAGCUGGGAGAGUUCGAGGAGGGAGGGGCAGGGAGGCGGAAGUGGAGAUGGUGAUGGCUAUAAAGCGAGGAGAGAUGCGAGGCAGAGGGAGAAAGAAACUAGGAGGGAAGAUGAGAGGAGUAGGAGUCGAAGGGGGGAGAAGGAGAGGAAAUGA
This is a messenger RNA of Sclerotinia borealis F-4128, 1392 nucleotides long. The record is from the annotation of a GenBank genome assembly. Lineage: Eukaryota; Fungi; Ascomycota; Leotiomycetes; Helotiales; Sclerotiniaceae.